Molecule: messenger RNA, 1629 nt
Organism: Culex quinquefasciatus (southern house mosquito)
Lineage: Eukaryota; Metazoa; Arthropoda; Insecta; Diptera; Culicidae
Exons: 1
Coding region: 136-1542 (468 amino acids)
Biological process (GO): regulation of transcription by RNA polymerase II
Cellular component (GO): nucleus
Molecular function (GO): DNA-binding transcription factor activity, RNA polymerase II-specific; RNA polymerase II transcription regulatory region sequence-specific DNA binding; zinc ion binding
Source: RefSeq, a predicted model, not a curated record
AGAGCCGCGGCGCAUCAUCCAUCUGUCAAAACUGUCGCAUCAAGUCGUUUGGAUUGUUUUUUCCAAAAGUUUCGCGUUUUUCCAUUCUCCUUGGGACCCCCGUGCCCGUGUCUGGCCAGCCGAAAAAAAGGAACCAUGUCGGGUCGUGGCAUCCGGACGUGUCGCGUUUGCCGGAAGCGCAGCGCCGAGCACCCCCGGCUGGCGUUCAUCUCGCUCAACUUUCGCGGCGCCGACGUCGCGUCCGAGUCGCUCGCCGGAAUGUUUACGUUCGUGACGGGGAUCCCGGUGAGCGCCCACAGUGACCACAUGCCGCGGGACAUUUGCACGUACUGCAUGCAGCAGCUGCGCGCCUGCUACAAGUUCCGGAAGCUGUGCAUGGAGUCGGACCAGAUCUUGCGGAAUGCGCCGCCGGAGGAAGAGAAGCCGUCUAGUAGUAGAGGAAGUGGAGGAGGUGAUGAGUUGGCCGUGUCCUCGCUGGACAAGUACGACGAGUCGUUUUACCAGAUCGUUCAGGAUAAGCUGUGCUACAUGGAGUUGAACUUUGUGGCGUUGAGAUGUUGCGGAUGUCGCGAAGCGUUUGCUUCGGAGGAACAGCUACAGCAACACUCUCGGGAUGUUCACCGGAAGGGUCAGUUGAAGUUGGAGCCGCACCAGUGUUCGAUCUGUUUUGCCACGUUUUCGUACGAAGCUGCGUUGGAGUUGCACCAGUCGACGGCGCUGGAGAAUCUGUUUUGCUGUCGGUUCUGCCGGAGGAUCUUCGAGACGAAGCUGGUGCUGUUUGGCCAUUUGCGAGUUCAGCAUCAGCGUCAGGAGUGCGAUCUGGAGCGGAGCAUGGACAACACCAGUCCGGUGCAGCAGGAAUUUGCCAUGGGUCACAGUAUCUUCGACGCGGAACCGACGCCAUCAAGAGGUCCCUUUUUGCAGGUCGCUCAAGUGCAGUCGCUGGCCGGACUGGGUUGGUCCGAUACCUUUAACUUGGGCUAUUGCGAGCUAACGCCGGAGUUGACGAUGAACCAGCUGCAUCCAUCCCAGUACAAAGUGGUCGAGCAAACGGAGACGUUCAGCAUCAUCGAGUUUACGUGGCACCGGUGCUGUGCCUGCACCCACAUGUUUGCCACCAAGACCGAUCUGGACAUUCACUGCACCGAGGAGCACCGCAAGCAGUACGUUCCGCACGACUCUUCCUACGGCGUGCUGAAGCCGUUCAUGUGCGAGCAGUGCUGGCGUCGGUUCAAGAAGAAGAGCCUCCUCGGACUUCACCAGAAGUUCAACCGGAAGAAGAUUUACUCGUGCAACCAGUGCCUGCACGUCUUCCUUGGUGGUCCGGCGUUCGAGAAGCAUCUGCCAGGGUGUAGAACUGGUGGAGAGGACACGAACCAACUGCAGCAGCCCCAUCCGCUUUGGGCGGAACAGUUUGUAACGGGCGAUCAACAGGGCGGUGACGACGGUGGCGAGACUUCGUACAACGACGGCCAGAUCAUGCUCGUGGAUGUAAAGGAGGAACAGGACGACGACGACGACGUGUACAUCCUGAACGAUUAGAAGUUUUCGCGUAACUUCGCCAUUCAUUUGAAUUUUAACCUUCUUUUAACUAUGAAUUUUUAAUUGUGCUUAAAGGUUACUAACUAC